Messenger RNA from Hydra vulgaris (swiftwater hydra), 1260 nucleotides. RefSeq names its product glycogen synthase kinase-3 beta-like. Gene Ontology annotation, biological process: negative regulation of canonical Wnt signaling pathway; regulation of neuron projection development; extrinsic apoptotic signaling pathway in absence of ligand. NCBI's taxonomy places the organism in Eukaryota, Metazoa, Cnidaria, Hydrozoa, Anthoathecata, Hydridae. Gene Ontology annotation, cellular component: cytoplasm; cytosol; axon. The record is from RefSeq and is marked provisional. Gene Ontology annotation, molecular function: ATP binding; protein serine/threonine kinase activity.
AUGAGUGGGGGAAGAGUGCGGACGACUACUUUAGUUGACACAGGGAAAAAUAUGUCCCCUAGCAACAAUGGAGGAAUUAGAAUUACUCGAGAUAAAGAUGGUAGCAAAGUAACUAGUGUUUUGGCCACAACUGCCUCGUACCCUGAUCAAACUGAAGAGAUAAGUUAUUGUGACACUAAAGUUAUUGGAAAUGGCUCAUUUGGUGUUGUAUAUCAAGCAAAAAUUGUUGAUAGCACUGAUAUGAUAGCAAUUAAAAAAGUACUUCAAGAUAAACGUUUUAAAAACAGGGAGUUACAGAUAUGGCGUAAACUGGAUCAUUGUAACAUUGCAAAACUGCGUCAUUUUUUUUAUACUAAUGGAGAAAAAAAAGAUGAAGUUUAUUUGAAUCUUGUUAUGGAUUAUAUGCCUGAGACUGUAUAUAGAGUUGCAAGACACUAUACAAAAAACAGACAAACUAUUCCAAUAAUAUAUAUAAAGUUAUAUGUUUAUCAGUUGUUCCGCGCUUUAGCUUACAUACAUUCUCUUGGUGUCUGUCAUAGAGAUAUAAAACCUCAAAAUUUAUUGCUUAAUCCAGAUUCAGGCGUUCUCCAGUUAUGUGACUUUGGAAGUGCAAAAGUUUUAAUACCUGGAGAGCCUAAUGUAGCAUAUAUUUGUUCAAGAUAUUACAGAGCACCAGAGCUUAUCUUUGGAGCCACUGAUUAUACAGUAAAUAUAGAUACUUGGUCAGCCGGUUGUGUCUUGGCUGAGUUGUUACUAGGCCAACCUAUUUUUCCUGGUGAUAGUGGUGUUGAUCAAUUAGUCGAAAUUAUCAAAGUUCUUGGUACUCCCACCAGAGAACAGAUUCGUGAAAUGAAUCAACAUUAUACAGAAUUCCGUUUUCCUCAAAUAAAACCCCAUCCUUGGUCUCGGGUUUUUCGUGCAAAAACGCCAAGCGAUGCUAUUAGCUUGACUUCGCAAUUAUUGGAGUACACUCCAAGCAGUCGGUGUUCUCCAUUAGAAGCCUGUGCUCAUCCUUUUUUUGACGAAUUGCGCGUUGAAGGAGUACGAUUACCAAAUAACAAAGAAAUGCCUAAACUGUUUAACUUUUCGGCGCAAGAAUUAUCUUCAAAACCGAGUUUACAGUCCAUACUUAUUCCCGACUUUGUAAAAAAACAUCAGAGUAGCACAAGUCUGGCAAGCUCCUCUUCUACCAUUUCUAAUCAAGUAAAUACUACGGACUCAAAUAAGACAUCAAUCAAUAUUUCAACAGAAGCUUCUUAA